Molecule: messenger RNA, 3326 nt
Organism: Phyllostomus discolor (pale spear-nosed bat)
Lineage: Eukaryota; Metazoa; Chordata; Mammalia; Chiroptera; Phyllostomidae
Gene: LETM2
Product: leucine zipper and EF-hand containing transmembrane protein 2
Exons: 11
Coding region: 391-1875 (494 amino acids)
Biological process (GO): intracellular monoatomic cation homeostasis
Cellular component (GO): mitochondrial inner membrane
Molecular function (GO): ribosome binding
Source: RefSeq, a predicted model, not a curated record
UGCGCCCGCCGCGGGGGCGGGGUGCCCCGGCCUCAGCGCCUACUCGCCGCCGGGUGGGGUCGGGGCUCCCUCCAGCAGGAGAACGCCCUUUAGUCUGGUUCAGAUGCGAAAAGUAUUAUUUGAACUCUUGAUCAGAAUGUCAGCUCCGUGGUCGAGGUUUCUGUCCCCGAGAGACCCUAGUACUCUUUUCCUAGGUGCAGAGCAGCUGAGUUGACACUACAAGAUGUUACGGCCCCUUGCCGCCCUUGGCAGAAAAGCGCCGCAGGAUGGAAGGUUUCUGUAAAGCUUAUCUAAAGGUAUAAAGCUCUGUGGAGAAUCACUAACACAAGAAACCGGUUUGCCUUCAUGUGACCUCUUAGUAGGUCCCUAUGUUGACUAGUUGAGACAAAUAUGAAUAGGGCCUUCUACAGUUACAACACAGUCCUAGCUUUUGCCCGGGCAAGAUUCCCUAGCCAUUUUGUCCAUCCUACCUGCUCUUCUCAUUUCCCAUCACUUGCAUUUCUUCACUUGCCAGAGUCCCAUUUAAAUCAAACAUAUGUGAAGAACUAUGGGAGCAAGACGUACCCCUGUGUCAGUCAGCCAAGCGCUAAAGCACUGUCCUUACGAACCAGAACAGCACAGAAGCUGCACACGUCAGCCCGCUGGCUCCAGGAGGCCCCGGGGAAACCUCAGCUACAGCAGGCCCCCCAAAGGCCACAGGAGACAUGCCCUCAGCCCGCAAAAGCAAAAGAGAUUGGUACGAGGACUAAGGAAGAAAAGCGAUCUUACAGACAAAAAAUUAUGGAUGAACUUAAAUAUUAUUACAAUGGAUUCUCUUUGCUUUGGAUUGACACCAAAGUUGCUGUGAGAAUGAUUUGGAGGCUGCUGCACAGGCAGGUGCUGACCAGGCGAGAGCGACGAAGGCUGUUGCGGACCUGUGUUGAUAUCUUCCGCUUGGUCCCGUUUCUGGUGUUCAUAAUUGUACCCUUCAUGGAGUUCUUAUUACCAGUGUUUCUGAAACGCUUCCCAGAAAUGUUGCCAUCAACCUUUGAAAGUGAAUCCAAAAAGGAAGAAAAACAGAAAAAGAAAAUGGCUGCCAAGUUGGAACUCGCAAAAUUUCUUCAAGAAACGGUUACGGAAAUGGCAAGGAGGAACAAGGCCGAGCUGGGAGACGCCUCCACACAGUUCUCGUCCUAUGUCAGACAGGUCCAGACAGGCCACAAGCCCAACACGAAGGAGAUAGUUCGCUUUUCCAAACUGUUUGAGGAUCGGCUAACCCUGGAGCACUUGGACCGACCUCAGCUGGUUGCCCUUUGCAAACUGCUCGAACUGCAGCCUUUUGGAACCAACAACUUGCUCCGCUUUCAGCUCCUGAGGAAACUGAAGUCUAUAAAAGCAGAUGAUGAAAUGAUCGCCAAAGAAGGGGUGAGUGGCUUGACUGUGCCGGAACUUCAAGCUGCCUGUAGGGCCCGAGGGAUGAGAUCGCUGGGUCUCACUGAGGAACAACUGAGACAGCAGCUCAGAGAGUGGCAGGACCUCCACCUGAAGGAGAAUGUCCCCCCUUCUCUUUUGCUCCUGUCACGGACCUUCUACCUGAUAGAUGUGAAGCCAAAGCUGGUCGAGAUCCCGCUCAGUGGGGAGGCUCCAAAGAUGGAUAUUCCUGUGGAAUCACCUACUUCUGAAUCUAAAGAGAACUUGGUGGACUUAGCACCCCAACUGAAGGGAACUAAGGAUGAAAACUACCUGCAGCUGCCCCACGUUAUGUCUUCGCCCCUGACACCCUCAGCGUCGAUUCCACUGCCGCCAGGGCCCAUCACUUCCACUGAAGAAGCUGUGCUGCAGGCCAAAUCACAAAAGGCAGCCCAGGACAGCAAGGCCACUUCCAAAGCAGCCUAAGGACGACUGGAGGACGCAGCCCACCCUCUCCGGCCCCCUGCCCUCGGCAGUGGGUUCAUGAGGGACCUCCCAGCCGAGACUGUCUAGUGUGGGGAGAGGACCUGCCACUUAGUCCUUGGGCAGUCCUUUGAGGCCUCGUAAACAUUCCAGAUGAUGUCAGCAGUGAGACCAAGUUCAGGCCAUUUAGAAAAAUAUAAUUGCAAAGCCCAUUUCCUCUGUGCCAUUAUGUCAUCCCACUAAACUUUGUGUAAAGCCCCCCUGCCCCACACUGUUUUUAACUCCGUAUCUGUGCCCACGUCCUUUAAGGGAGGAACUGUGUAAUGGAACCAGCUUAGCGACUUAGACGAUUCUGCCUCCUGUGGCUUGGUAACCUGCCUAAGAACUUGAAAACUCCGAAAACCAGUGCAAGAGCACCUGACCGACUUUUUCAGAGUGAUCCAUCAGUAGGAACAGCACUUUAUGAGAUGGAACGGGUCUUCCCCAGUGAGGCCUUUCUGGAUGUAACGAAAAAACUUCUUGGAGAAUAAAAUGGGGAGUUAGACUGGCAAUCCAAAAAGUUUGGCUGCUGCUGGGCUGUUCUGCGACUUCCCCCUCUGGGCCUGCAGGGAUCUGGGAGGCUGCCACAACUCGAGCACAUAUGGCUUUCAUCAGCCACCAUUUUGCUAGGAAACAUAAUUAAGGGUUUAAGGCUUAACCAUUUGUUUGUGCUGGGUGUGUGUUUUUCUGGCCUGUCUUUCACAAACAAGACUAUUUGUUAGUCAUAGAGGCGGUUAAAGUCUGAUAGAACUCCUAUGCUACCCAGUAACAAACAUUACAUCCAGGUAUUUGGUGUUUUCUGGAUUGUGGAUACUGAAAAAGCAACAUCACCAACUGCUGUGAAGCUAACCAGCAGUCUUUUCCCUUGGGAAGCGCUUAGGAGGGAAGAGGUGUUUCGGCCUCUGGAUGAUGAAAUUAUAUUUCUUUACUUGCUGUGAAAUUGAAAGCAGUUUGCUGGGAACCAGCUAGACUAAGUGAAACAACCGUCUCUGUCUGGGAUCACCUAGAUGAGGGCUGUCGUCAGCACUUCACAGCAAGGAGGUGCUUUUAUAAGCUUCCUGACCCUCCUUUCGGCCGAAGGACAAGCCCCACCAUGUCCCACGGGUGAACUCCAGUUCCUUGAGAACAACGAACCCCUACUAUACAGCAUUCCAUGGAUCUUGCCAUUGCCUGGCAAAGUGAUUCAUAUUAACUUCCCCACUUUUAAAUAAUGGGUGUUUACUUUAAUUAGUUCGCAUUUCAAGUGUUGAACUGUGGGAAAGGGAUUAGCUACCUGUUGAAUCCUGUUUAAGCUGAAUGAUUCAUCUGUAUUGUUGGGCUGCGGUCUUUCUGCUGUGUGCGACUCACGGAGUGGGGAUGGGGAGGUCAAGGGGCCCCUGGUCACUUCUGGCCUCAGUUGGCUCUCACCCAUUUCU